AUCGCUUACUUAAAUGAUACACGAAGAAAUAGUGCUAUCAUGUUUAUUAGUUUUUAUGCCGCAAAAAUUAGUUUGUACUUCAUAAACAACCUAAAAGUUGUUUAUGUAACUUACGACGAUCUCUUUUAGUGAUUAUAACAGCUUAAUUAAUAGAAUAAUUACAACAUAUUUGCUUAAACUACAUUUGAACAAUAUAAUUUAACUAUAGUAUACUGUCACUUAAUAUUGGUGUGUUAAAUAAAAAAAUAUUCAAUUUUUUAUAAUUAUAUUAUUUAGUUAUUAUUUUUACAAACAAUUUUAUUUUUUGAAAUUAAUUAUUACAUCUCUUUGUAUAAUACAAAUUUUAACUUAUUCAAACUGGCGUCACUAGAUGAAAAUAUAGAUUUUGAAAACAAGAAGAGAAAGAAACAUAAACGGGAUAAAUAUGAAGAUAAAGAAAAAUCGGGCAGUUUAAAACUAAUUUUAAAAGUUGGCAGUGGGAGUUGUUUACCUGCAGAAGAAAUGGGUAAUAAUGGUAUUCAUGAAAUUGAUGAUUACUUAUCAAAAUCACAUAAGAAAAAAAAAAAAAAGCAUAAGCAUCAUAAAGAAAAGAAAAAAAGAAUACGUAAUGGUAUAACAAUUAAUGAAGAUAUUAGUCUUAGUGAAGAUACUCUUGCUGAAGCACCAAUAACAAAACGUGGUGAAAUUGAAAAUGUAAACCGAACAUCAAACAAAUUUGAUGAGUCUCUAAUGGGUUCAAAUGAUUGGGGCUCUGAUGAAGGUAACAAUCAUAGUGAAAAUAGACAGACCUUGCAACAACUUUUAACUCAUUUACUGAGAGCUUUGGAGCGGCGAGAUCCUCAACAAUUAUUUGCGUGGCCUGUUACUGAUCGUAUUGCACCCAAUUAUUCUCGUAUGAUUUCAAAGCCAAUGGAUUUCGAGACUAUUCGAAGAAAUAUUCAAACUAAUCAUUAUAGUAGUCUAAAUGCAUUUUUUGCUGAUAUAAAACUUAUGUGUGAAAAUGCAAUGACUUAUAAUCAUCCUGAAACUAUUUACUAUAAACAAGCUAAACGUCUUCUUCACGCUGGUUUAAAACUCACAGGCCCUGAAAAAUUAAAAACUUUAUUAACUGCAUUACCGGGAAUGGCAAAUAUACCAUUUUCUCAACUAGGUUUUGAUAUUAACCAAGAUUAUCAAGGUGAAACAUCAAAUGAUACAAUUAUUGAUAACAAUGAGAAAUCAAAUGAAAAAUUUUUAGAACAUGAUGAACAACCAUCAAAUCAAUUAAAGACUAUAUCGAAAUUUGAAGCAAUACCUGAUAAAAUGACACCUGAAGAAAUUCUGAAACAGGCCCAAAACGCUGCUAAAAUAGCUUCUGCUAAAGUAGCUGCAAAAAAAACUAAAAUGGGAUUUUUAAAACAAAAUAAUGGAUCUACUUCAUUAUCAAUAUUAGUCCCUAAUGAUGGAAUUAAUCCAGAAACUGGAGAACGUCCAGUUCUUUUAGGUUCACUGAUUGGUAAAUUGAGUCAUGGUGUUGGAUCUCUCACUGGUUUUCGUGAAGAUAGACGUAACAUGGUUAAAACAGUUAAGCCUUUGUACUAUGGUGCAUUUGGAUCAUAUGCCCCAACAUAUGAUUCUACAUUUGCUAACAUAACAAAAGAAGAGUCAGAUUUGGUACUUAGAACAUAUGGAGAUGAGUCUUCUGCACAGUAUGCUGAAAGUAUAUUAAACUUUACAAAAGAUUCAGACUAUGCCAUGACAAUGGCUGAUAAUUUACUAGAUUUAAUGACUGGUGGUGAACACCGUAAAACAAAACGUAUUCUAGAAGAACGAAAGAAACUAAACAUUAAUAAUGAAGAUAGUAAUAAGCCUAACAAUAUUCAUCAAUCUCCUACAUCUUGUCAAUCAUCAACUAAUUCACAAGUAAAUCCAGGAUUACCUAAUUUAAAUAAUCAAACAAAAUCUGAGCCAAUACAAAUUGAUCAGUUGAAAUCAUUAUCAGAAUUGGGAAUUGAUACUAAGUUUAUUGAUUAUUAUCAGGAACAAAGUGUUUUUCAAGAUAGAUUAGAUCAAGUUGGUGGUUUAUUAGGUCGUUUGCAAAAUAUACAAAAUCAGCGUUUAAGUGCUCCUUUACCUCAGCAUCUUUCUCAAGUCACCCAACCAUCCCAACAAGAAAUUCAACUAGCUGAUAAAAUAACUGAGUCACUCACAGAAAGCUUGAAACGUGUUCCUCCAUCAGCUGUUAUGUCAGUAACUGGUGUGCGAAAAGCAAUGGGAGUAGCUCAAAUAUCUCAAUUGGAUAUUGGACAAAGCCAUUGUCAUACAACAAACAUUAUAGGAUCUAAUCAACCAACUCAGGUGACCUUACUUAAUGAUGGAAACCAUGAACGUAUUGAUGGAGUAGAAGGUGUUGUAUCUGGUGUUGAUUUAGAGUCAGAAUUAAGAGAAUUUCUUGAAAGUGACCCAACAUUAACAAGUUUUCCUUUACACGAUGAAAACGAUCGUACUAUUGAAGAAAUAUUAUCAGAGUCUUAAAAAUUUCUAUUUCUUUCUUAUUUUAUUUUAUUUGCAACUUAAUACAUUUAAGUUUAUACUUAUUGCUAAUUUUAGUAAAAUAUGAAUUUGAUAUUUUAUACUACA
Molecule: messenger RNA, 2619 nt
Organism: Daktulosphaira vitifoliae (grape phylloxera)
Lineage: Eukaryota; Metazoa; Arthropoda; Insecta; Hemiptera; Phylloxeridae
Gene: Brd7-9
Product: bromodomain-containing protein 7
Exons: 11
Coding region: 502-2514 (670 amino acids)
Biological process (GO): regulation of transcription by RNA polymerase II
Cellular component (GO): nucleus
Source: RefSeq, a predicted model, not a curated record